Messenger RNA from Emiliania huxleyi CCMP1516, 1795 nucleotides. RefSeq lists its product as hypothetical. Gene Ontology annotation, cellular component: chaperonin-containing T-complex. The record is from RefSeq and is a predicted model, not a curated record. Bases 38 to 1633 code for a protein of 531 amino acids. The transcript is spliced from 9 exons. Lineage: Eukaryota; Haptophyta; Isochrysidales; Noelaerhabdaceae. Gene Ontology annotation, molecular function: ATP hydrolysis activity; ATP-dependent protein folding chaperone; ATP binding. Gene Ontology annotation, biological process: protein folding.
CGCUCGUUGGGCCAGCAGCUCGCCCAGCGACGUGUCAAUGGCGGCCACCCAGCAGCUCAACCCGAACGCCGAUGUGCUCAAGUCGGGCCAGGCGUCGCUGAUGAACAUCAACGCGGCCCGCGGCCUGCAGGACGUGCUCAAGAGCAACCUCGGUCCCAAGGGCACGCUCAAGAUGCUUGUCGGCGGCGCGGGCGACAUCAAGCUCACCAAGGACGGGAACACGCUGCUGCACGAGAUGCAGAUCCAGAACCCGACCGCGUGCAUGAUUGCGCGCAUCGCCACCGCGCAGGACGACAUCACCGGCGACGGCACCACCUCCGCCGUCCUCGUCGUCGGCGAGAUGAUGAAGCAGGCAGAGCGCCACCUCUCGGACGGGGUGCACCCGCGACUGCUGUGCGAGGGGAUCGAGCUGGCGAAGACGUCGCUGCUCGAGUACAUCGACCGGACCGCGCUCGCCAAGGACUGCGCCGACCGCGACCUGCUCCUCCAGAUUGCGCAGUGCUCGCUCCGCACUAAGAUGCACCGCGAGCUGGCGGACAUGUUUACCGCCAUCUGCGUGGACGCGGUGCUGACGAUCCGCAAGCCGGACACGCCGCUCGACCUGCACAUGGUCGAGAUCAUGCACAUGCAGCACAAGGCGGGCACCGACUCUCGCCUCGUCAAGGGCCUCGUCCUCGACCAUGGCGGGAGGCACCCCGGCAUGCCAAAGCAGCUCAGCAAGGUGCGCGUCCUCACCAUCAACUACGACCUCGAGUACAUGCGCUCCGAGGUCAACUCGGGCUUCUACUACUCCAACGCAGAGGAGCGCGAGAAGAUGGUGCAGGCGGAGCGCAAGUGGGUCGACGACAAGACAAAGCUGAUCAUCGACCUGAAGCGCAAGGCGUGCGGCGAGGGCGAGACGAUGGUGGUCAUCAACCAGAAGGGGAUCGACCCGCUCGCCCUCGACCUCCUUGCCAAGGAGGGCAUCCUCGCGCUGCGCCGCGCAAAGCGGCGCAACAUGGAGCGCAUCACCCUCGCGUGCGGCGGCGAGCAGGUCAACUCGAUCGACGACAUGACGCCCGAGGUGCUCGGGUACGCGGAGGAGGUGUCGGAGCAGACGCUGGGCGAGGAGACGUACACUUUCCUCGAGGGCGUCUCGAACCCCUUCUCGUGCACCAUCCUCAUCAAGGGCGCGCACCCGCACGUCAUCUCGCAGAUCAAGGAGGCGGUCCGCGACGGGCUGCGCGCCGUGUCCAACGCCGUCACCGACGGCCAGCUGCUGCCGGGCGCGGGCGGCAUCGAGGUGCUCUGCCACGCGCACCUGAUGGAGUACCGCAAGAAGGUGCAGGGCCGCGCAAAGCUCGGCGUGCAGACCUUCGCCGACGCGCUGCUCGUCAUCCCGAAGACGCUCGCGGACAACGCCGGCUACGACGCGCAGGACGCGCUCCUCAAGCUGCAGGAGGAGCAGGAGGCGGGCUCGCCAAAGGUGGGCCUCGACGUGGAGACAGGCGAGCCGCUCGACCCGUGCGCCGCCGGGCUGUGGGACAACUUCCGCGUCAAGCGGCAGAUGCUGGACUCGGCCGCCGUCAUUGCGGCGCAGCUGCUGCUCGUCGACGAGGUCAUCCGCGCCGGCAAGCAGAUGAAGAAGGGCUAGCGUGUCCUCUACUUGCCCGGGGGCGCGUUGGCGGUGACCUCUGGCGCCACGGGACCGGGCGUGGCGGCGCAAGCAGAGUGCCUGUGGGGGCGGCGCUGUCCGUGCCAGCGCGCGUAUUGACUAUUGUUGGUUUCCACUGAGAAAGUUGUAAGUAAACAACCA